Molecule: messenger RNA, 1557 nt
Organism: Arabidopsis arenosa
Lineage: Eukaryota; Viridiplantae; Streptophyta; Magnoliopsida; Brassicales; Brassicaceae
Source: the annotation of a GenBank genome assembly
CUCUCUCGCUCUCGCUCUCGCUCACUCGAUUCAAGCCUCUUCGUCUUCUUACGCUGUGUUUCGAAACCCUAAUUUUUCAAUCCCUAAAGGUGUGUUUUUGAGAUUAUGGCCAAAGCUAGGAGGGCAGGACGCAGGGUUCCUUCGCGACGCUUCAGGGCAAGAGCAAAACCGUACAAAUUUCCAUCUUCUAACCGUCUUGUGGCAAGGAACAUGUUUGCAGAAGAUUGUUCAAAAUGUCUAGAAAAGAGGGACUGGGAGAAUGUUAUAUGUUCGGUUUGCAUGGAGUGUCCACACAAUGUUGUUCUUCUCCUCUGCUCAUCUCAUGACAAGGGAUGUCGUCCUUACAUGUGUGGAACCAGUUUCCGAUAUUCCAAUUGCUUAGAUCAGUACAAGAAAGCGUCAGCUAAGCUAAAGUCAUCGAGCCAUCAACAGAUCAAUAAGUCUGAGCUUGGAAAUCUCACAUGCCCACUUUGUAGAGGCCAGGUGAAAGGUUGGACAAUCGUACAGCCUGCUCGUGACUUUUUGAAUCUUAAGAAGAGGAUCUGUAUGCAGGAGAACUGUGUUUUUACUGGAACCUUCAAAGAGCUGAGGAAACACAUGAAAGUGGACCACCCUAGUGCGAAGCCGCGUGAAGUGGAUCCUGAUGUGGAGCAGAAUUGGAGAAGGCUUGAGACUGAGCAUGAACGGGAUGAUGUUAUGAGCACGAUUAGGUCGACAAUGCCUGGUACAGUGGUGUUUGGUGAUUACGUAAUUGAAAGGACCAAUGCCAACGGUUCAAAUUUAGACGAGGGUGAUGAUGGUAGGAUCGAUGCUGCACUUGGUAGGAAUCUUCUGAAUGUUUACCUUCUGUUACAUGCUUUUAGGGCAUCAGAGAAUCAGACAAGGCGCUCUGAUUCAGAUUCGAAUGACUCGACAACAAUCAACCGCGGAACAAGUGAGCUGAAUUUCUCUGAAGAAGAGGAUGAAGAGGAGGGGGAGAGGCAUAGUAACAGUAACUCUUUGGCAAGUCGAAUGAGGCGACAAGGACGCGUUCUGCUGGGACGUUCAGGUAGGAGACGUAGAGAUAGAGAAGCUAACCAGAACGCAGGUCCUCCUCCUAGAUGAGAGAGAUCACACGAAUUCAAAACAAAACCGACCCUUUAUCUGAUUCUGGGUUUCAGAGAAGCAGUCUUGCAAUCUCAUGUUUUUUUACUGUAUUCUAAGGUAACUUUCUGAGUAUGAAAAAUUCACAAAAUAUCUAUCCUUGUGAAUAAGCACGAUCAGUGAUGAUGACCAAUGAAGUCUGUUCACGAAUUAUGAAUUCGUGUUUCCUUCUGUUUAUAAGUUCAAUGAAAUAUGUUUCCUUUUGUUUGUUGAUUUUGAGACUUACCUUAUAUCGUUGUGAAAGCUUCUAAGACCACCAACCUUUACCUUGCGAUAAACAUGUGUUUGGGUUCUCUUAAUUACAUGAUCUUGUUUUGGUGUUAGUGUAUGAUUUAAGUUUAAGCAUUGGUUUUGCUUAAGUUUUGGAAAAUAUACCCCACACAUAAUCGAUUUUAAUGAACUUUGGUUAGUUUG